UGAAGGCGCUCACAUUCACUGAGAAAGGCCAGUGUCCUGGACAAGUCAGCGUCCUUGGUCGACGGAUUGUAGUCGACAUUUAGGUCGUAAAACAUGGCUGGUCAUGAUUUUUCAGUCCAUGUUGAUUGCGUCGGGGAUAUUCACAUGUCAAAGUUGAGAGAUUCUCGAAUUCGAGGCUUGAGAUGAUUUUCAUGACUCGCUGCAAUUUAAUGCGGGUGGGAUGAGGCCUUUUACGAGGCGUCAAUUGAGAGAAUUGAACAGAUGGAAACAGACAGUAUGCUUAUAGGUCCUCCACAGGUGGCCUGUAAUGUGAUGGACAGAUCCAUCUCUCUCUGGUCGAACGACGAGGGAAGAAACAAGGGUUGAAAGGUUCUUGUCUUGAGUCAGCGAGGAAUCCAGGGCUUUUGCGAGCGGAAAGCGGAAGUCGCGACAUGUCAUGGUUUGACGCAGCAGCAGCAGCGGCUUUGCUCUGGCUGUGCUCCGCGAUCACCACAACAUCCACAUUUUACCCCUCGUCGUCGUCGUCUUCGUCGUCUUUCACACGCCUUCGUCGUUCGCGCAACCUCCUCGACCUCUCACUGCGUUGCGCACUGCUUCUAACCACCUGUCGCGCCUGCCACAUCAGUCAAAAGCCAUUGCUGCCCAGCAUGGCUCGUGUCUACGCCGACGUUAAUCAGCACAUGCCUCGCGCAUACUGGGACUACGACAGCGUCAACAUCUCCUGGGGCGUCCUGGAAAACUACGAAGUCGUUCGCAAGAUUGGCCGCGGAAAGUACUCGGAAGUUUUUGAAGGCAUCAACGUCGUCAACUACCAGAAAUGCGUCAUCAAGGUCCUCAAGCCUGUCAAGAAGAAGAAGAUCAAGCGUGAAAUCAAGAUCCUCCAGAACCUGAGUGGAGGCCCCAACAUCGUUGGUCUUCUUGACGUUGUGCGAGACAGCCAGAGCAAAACCCCUUCCCUCAUCUUCGAGUACGUCAACAACACCGACUUCAGGAGCCUCUAUCCGAAAUUCGUGGACUACGAUGUCCGCUACUACAUCUUUGAGCUGCUCAAGGCGCUCGAUUUCUGUCACAGCAAGGGCAUCAUGCACCGCGAUGUCAAGCCUCACAAUGUUAUGAUUGACCAUGAAAAGAGAAAGCUACGCCUGAUCGAUUGGGGUCUUGCUGAGUUCUACCACGCCGGCACCGAAUACAACGUCCGCGUCGCUUCGCGUUACUUCAAGGGUCCUGAGCUGCUCGUCGACUUCCAGGAGUACGACUACUCGCUCGACAUGUGGUCUCUGGGUGCCAUGUUUGCUUCCAUGAUCUUCCGCAAAGAGCCGUUCUUCCACGGAAACAGCAAUUCUGACCAGCUCGUCAAGAUCGCCAAGGUUCUCGGUACCGAAGACCUGUUCGACUACCUUGACAAGUACGAUAUCGAGCUCGAUGCUCAGUACGACGACAUUCUGGGCAGAUUCCCCAAGAAGAACUGGCAUAGUUUCGUCAACGCUGAUAACCAACGCUUUGUCAGUAACGAUGCCAUUGACUUCUUGGACAAGCUCCUCAGAUACGACCAUCAGGAACGAUUGACCGCCAAGGAGGCUAUGCAGCAUGCCUACUUCAGCCCAGUCCGUCAAGCAGCACAGCAGAACUCGGAUGCUACACAUUCUUGAUGACGAUAGUUUGACAGCUGUUCGGGCGGUAAAUCUGGACAGACUGGAGUAACUCAAACUAUCAUUAAUCACGCGAGACCAAACUAGGAUCAUCUUCCGUGGAUCAAUCAAAUGCAUAUCAGGCAAGUCCGGCAUGCCACUCAACUGGUUGCAUAUCAGGCGUGGCCAGAAGAGCGAUGCACUGGCGCGGAAAAUUGGCAUAGCGAUAGGGCCGGCAAGCGAGGGCGCAGGAGGCACUGGGUUGAGGUUUUAUUCGAUCGUAUUGUUGCUGCCGUAGGAACGGACGGCACGAACUAAGAGGCCAAGGGCUGUAGA
Messenger RNA from Aureobasidium pullulans EXF-150, 1964 nucleotides. RefSeq names its product Pkinase-domain-containing protein. Bases 432 to 1649 code for a protein of 405 amino acids. Lineage: Eukaryota; Fungi; Ascomycota; Dothideomycetes; Dothideales; Saccotheciaceae. The transcript has 5 exons. The record is from RefSeq and is a predicted model, not a curated record. Gene Ontology annotation, biological process: protein phosphorylation; regulation of transcription by RNA polymerase I; regulation of transcription by RNA polymerase III. Gene Ontology annotation, cellular component: cytosol; nucleus; protein kinase CK2 complex. Gene Ontology annotation, molecular function: ATP binding; protein serine/threonine kinase activity.